Messenger RNA from Prorocentrum cordatum, 588 nucleotides. Lineage: Eukaryota; Dinophyceae; Prorocentrales; Prorocentraceae. The record is from the annotation of a GenBank genome assembly.
AUGGCCUCGCAGAUGACCAGCAGGUACACGUGGGUGUCUCAGAAGUUUUCGCAGGAUGGGGGGGCGAGGCAGAUCGACAGCGCCAGGGGCGACCAGUCGGCGCUCUGGUCCCUCGUCGGCAGCCGCGUGCCAUCCGAGUCCUUGUCGCUCACGAGGGCCGCCCGCCGGCGGCAGCGGCUGGAGGAUGUCCUCGAGGAGAGCGCGGAGGCCCAGGCCGCCGAGGCCGCCGAGGCCGAGGGGGGUUCCUCGAGCAGCCGGAGCGCCGCCGGGACCGACCGCCUCGGCGAGCGGCCAGCCCGACGCCGCGAGGGUCUGUCCCGAGGCGCCGGCCCCUCGGCCCGCGGAGCCGGAGGUCCGCUUCGUGAGCACGAGGACUCGAAAGCCACGAUCUGGAAGGGCCACACAACCGACGGGGUACCCGCUCGCCGCUCUUUCCACGAGGUCCAGCGGCGCCCCUCCCCCGCCGGUGAGGCCGCGCAGGGGCCGCUGCGCGUGCGGACUCCGCGCGUGCGGCAGGCGAGGGGGGCGACGGGCGCGGCCGAGGUGGCGGAGAGAGCCUCUCGCCGCUGCCGCCGCCCCCGCGCCUGA